Messenger RNA from Colletotrichum lupini, 1959 nucleotides. RefSeq names its product BAR domain-containing protein. Gene Ontology annotation, biological process: endocytosis; plasma membrane tubulation; actin cortical patch localization. Gene Ontology annotation, molecular function: protein binding; lipid binding. The record is from RefSeq and is a predicted model, not a curated record. The transcript has 7 exons. Gene Ontology annotation, cellular component: mating projection tip; actin cortical patch; Rvs161p-Rvs167p complex. NCBI's taxonomy places the organism in Eukaryota, Fungi, Ascomycota, Sordariomycetes, Glomerellales, Glomerellaceae. Bases 1 to 1959 code for a protein of 652 amino acids.
AUGACGACCGACACCCCCGAAAAAGCAGCAGCCCAAGAUUGGGCCGCGCCUCGUAGGGUCAAGAAGCACAGGCGGGCGCGGCAGGGAAGCCGAAGGUUGCAAAGGGACUGUCCCUACCUGGACCUUACCUUCCUAUGCCAUGAUGCCUCCCAGGACUUGGACAAAGUGAAUUGGGUCUUUGCUGAAAUGCUGGAUGCGGCCGGACUGGGGACGAGGAUCUUUGCAGAGACGGGCUCUCGGAGUCGCCCUGCUCUUCCACCGCUUUCGCCGCGACCGAGCAACUCGUCAUCAUCGCGAAACAUCUGUUUCCCACGUCGCAGUGCUCCGUUCUUCCCGCUGACCCCGCCAGGCACCUACUUUAGCGACACUGCGCAGAAGCUGACUGACACAGCCACGCCUACGUCGUCACCAGCGACAAUCAGGUUGCGAGAGCCCACACCUCAUAAGGUUGGACGUCGAAUACCCUCAACUUUCAAGCAGCGACGACCCUCGUCAGAACCUUCAGCCUACGAUACCACCUUCUCUACCCUUUAUUGGCACGAACUUUUCAAGUACCUAAUCCGAUACAUCACCACCACAAAAUCACCCCGCCAUGAGCUUCCGGGGCUUCCAGAAAAGCGUCAUUCGGGUACGUGUGUCCACUUAAUGAGGGGUCCUCCCGCGCCCCAGCAAUUCAAGUCGCGCUUCAAUAUCGGCGAGCACACAAAGGAUGCCGUCUACAUCGAUUCCGAGCGCAGAUUUCAAGAGCUGGAAACCGAGACGAAGCGAUUGCACGAUGAGUCCAAGAAAUACUUCGACGCCAUCAACGGCAUGCUCAGCCAUCAGAUCGAAUUCAGCAAGGCCAUGACCGAAAUCUACAAACCCAUUUCCGGUCGCAUGUCGGAUCCCGACAGUUUGGAGGUUCGCGGCAACCCCGAGGGUAUCCGCGCCUGCGAAGAGUACGAGGCCGUCGUCAAGGAUUUGCAGGAGACUCUUGCGCCAGAGUUGGAGAUGAUAGAAAGUAGGGUUAUUCGCCCAGCCAACGAACUCCUCGAUGUCGUCAAGGUCAUUCGCAAGUCAGCAGCGAAGCGCGAACACAAGAAGCUCGAUUACGACCGACACAGACAAACCUUGAAGAAGCUGCAGGACAAGAAGGAUCGGAAUGCCAAGGAUGAAAAGGCUCUGUGGAAAGCGGAGAACGACGUGGAGCAGGCGACUCAGGAGUUCAACUACUUCAACGAUCUUCUCAAGGAGGAACUGCCGCGCCUGUUUGCGCUCGAGCAACAAUUCAUCCAACCUCUCUUCCAGUCCUUCUACUACAUGCAACUCAACAUCUUCUAUACGUUGCACGAGAAGAUGCAACACUGCGACAUCGGCUACUUCGACCUAACGCUCGACGUACUUGAGGCAUUCCACAAGAAGCGAGGUGAUAUUCAAGAGCAGGCGGAGAAACUAUCCAUUGUGAAGUUCAAGACGACUGGUCAGAGACGUCCGGUAAAAUACGGCGGCCGUCCCGCAAUCGAGGGCAAGCCUCAACACCUGCUUACCGCUGGACCUUCUUCCUCCUCAGCUGCCUCCACAACCUCAGCAGCGCCCACAAAGUACGGUGGCUACACCAAGCAAGGAGAAACCGCCGACGCGAACCCGCCGCCUCCAUACUCUCCUCCGCCCACGAACGGAACUUCUGGCGGAGGACUCGCCGCUAUUGCCGCAGCAAAGUCAAAGCCUCCUCCGCCCAAGCCCAAACCCAGCCGACUCAGCGGAGCGCCCGCGGCCGAACAUGUCACCGCCUUGUAUGACUACGCUGCACAAGCUGAGGGCGACCUGAGCUUCAGGACGGGCGAUGUCAUCGAGAUCAUCAGCAGAACAAAGAACGAGAAUGAGUGGUGGCAAGGUAGAUUGAACGGAAAGACUGGGCAAUUCCCAGUGGGAGCGACUAAUAGAGACUCCCAACCCACCAAUAACGAUCGACACCCGUGA